Messenger RNA from Melampsora larici-populina 98AG31, 417 nucleotides. RefSeq lists its product as uncharacterized. NCBI's taxonomy places the organism in Eukaryota, Fungi, Basidiomycota, Pucciniomycetes, Pucciniales, Melampsoraceae. The record is from RefSeq and is a predicted model, not a curated record. Bases 1 to 417 code for a protein of 138 amino acids. The transcript has 2 exons.
AUGAUUAUCAUCACCAAAACAAAAAUCACUUAUGAUUUGAUUUUCCAUUUGAAUGAAAUUAAUCCUAUCAGAAUCAUUCCAUUGAAAAAAUCAAGAAGAGGUCAAUCUAUUGCUACUUUGGCUGAAUUUGAUGGUAUUGAUGAUACUGGUUCUACUCUUAAAAUCACUUUAUGGGAUGAAGCUGCAACUGGACUUUCAACUGUUUGUAAAAGUGUUUGUAAAAGUGGUAAUAUUAUCUUUUUAUCUUGGAAUACUACUGAUAGUACAAUAGAACAGAUUUGUUAUAGGUUGAAACCUAUUGAACCAACAGAUCUCUCUUUUUGUUAUGAUCUUAGAUUAGAUUUUGAUCCUACUACACGUUGUGUUGAUGAAUUAGUCAAAUGGGCGCGUAAUUUAUUUGAAUAUCAUCAAUUUUGA